AUGUGGACCCUACUGAUUGUACCAAUUAUAUUACACGUGGCAGUUGCAUACAAGGAUAUCACAUUCUUCAAUAAAGAAGCAUUACCAAGUAAGACUGACAGUACUUUUAUUGGUGGAUUCUCAGCUGGGAGUGAUGAGACAACAUCAUUUACAUUUGGUAGAGUAAUAAAUACAGGCACAGGGAAUGCUCUGCCAAGUGAUGUGCUUUAUGAGAACAAGAAUGGUAAUCAAAGGAGGAUAACCAUCCAAGCAGGCUCUGAUCUACCUGGUGUAUACUACUGUGAUCAUUCAGGUUUCACGAUACAAACCGUUCUAGUGGCAUCACAAGAUGGUAGUCCCACAUAUAAAGCUUUCUCCUAUCACAAAGUAAACCCUGGCGAAGAAACAUAUUUCAUCUGUGAAAUAAUUGGGAAUCCUGUGGUAGCAAAUAAUGAAAUGAAAUUCUGGAAACUGGGUACAACUGACUUCCUGUCUCCUACGCAUUAUGAUGAUAGUGACAAAUACACAGCUAUUGGAAAUUUUACUGGCGUUGUUGUUCAGAAUAGUGAUGUAUUUUGUUGUGGUGCUCCUGAUAUUGGAUAUAAUGGGUUUUCAGUUACUUUACAACUGUAUGAUCUGCCAAGGUUUCAGACUAGUAACAAGCUUCAAGUAUCAGAUAGUCAAUCUGACCAGCUUACUGUGACCUGGAACAAAUGGACUACUGAUGAUAUUGGAGAUGGACCAGUUGAAUCUUAUAAAGUAUAUUACAGAGAGAGUGGUGAGAGUGACUGGAUAUCAGGUCAAGUUAUAUCAGUCAGUGAUUCAAGUCAGAUGAGUUAUACAUCAACUAUCACAGAAUUACAGUGGUCAACUCAAUAUGAAAUUACAGUGACUGUUAAAAGACCGGGUCCACUUGGUGAAGGAGGUAAACUCGUGACAACUACAUCAACUACACUGUGUGCAAAACCAAAUUAUCCAACUAUAACAAGCAUUGCAUCAACUGGACUGAAACGAAUAACAAUUGAAAUACAGGUUUAUAUAUCGGUCAAAGCAAGUACAUCAAUUGGAUUUGGUGAGGCUGCAAGUAUUAUAAGUGGGACUAAAUUAGAAGAUGGUAGCAUCGAUGUCAUUCUACCAAUUCCAGAAGGGAGAAGCAAUUACAUAUUCAAAGAUAAAACCAUUAUAAUUGAUUUAGCGAAGCUGGCUGCAAAUACUGAUAUAAAAAGUGAUACUGAUCUAUUGCAAUAUAUCAUAGUUGUGGAAAAGAUUAAACUGAAGAAAAAACGUGGUAUAACAGACAAUCAGUAUAUAUCGGCGUCAUUUCCAUUAAAUGCAAUUCCUGAUCAACUUAUAGUGGGUGAUGGUGUAGAAUAUAAUGGCUAUCUCAAUAAACCAUUAACACACGGACAACAAUAUAUCAUAUACGACGGAUUAGCAGUUUAUACUACAGGGAAUCAGAGUGUUAUGUUGCGGGAGACGGAGCUGGCGAUGUUCACGGUUGGCAAUGUUAAUGACGGAGCUAAUCAUCUACCAAUAAUAGUAGGAUUGGUUGUUGCAGUUGUGAUUGCGGUGUUCAUUGUCGUGGUUAUAGUUAUUGUACGCCGUCGGAACACACUCAACAAACGUGAUCACCGGCAAGUAAAAGCGUCGACUAGUGUUGGAUAUGGUAUUGCAAGCUCUGAAGUAAGCAUCACAACAGCUGAGACAGUUUAUGAAGAUAUUUCAUCUUUGGAAGAUAAAAGAUAUCAAACCUUGGGAAAAGUCCAAGAAAUCAACUACCAGAAUGCUACAGAUAAUAAGACAGAAAUUGCGUAUAAGGAUAUCACCUUAUUUAGUAUGAAAGCAUUACCAAGUAAGACUGCGAGUACUGUCAUUGGUGGGUACUCAGCUGGUAGUGAUAAGUCAACCUCAUUUACAUUUGGUAGAGUAAUAGAUACAGGUGCAGGGGCUGCACUACCAAGUGGCGUGUCUUAUCUAAACCAGGGUGGUUAUGCAAGGAGGAUGACCAUCCCAGCAGGCUAUGAUCUACCUGGUGUAUACUACUGUGAUCAUUCAGGUUUCAGGUUACAAACCGUUCUAGUGCCAUCACAAGCUGAAAUAUACCCAGAGAGUCAAACCAAGACAGUGAGUUGGGGAGAUGAUGUAACACUGAAAAUGACCAUACAAUCAGCAUCAAUAUCAGAAUCACAAUUGAAAUGGAAACAUAAUGGUGUGGAUAUAGAAGCAUGGAAUGGACAAAGUAGUAUUACUAUUACAUCAGCUAAACCAUCAGAUGCUGGAAUUUAUGAAUGUUAUACUACUCAAAAACAACGACAAGACGGACUAAAUGGUUUUAUGAGACUAAUUGUUAGACGUUGUCCUAAUGGUAAAUAUGGUGAUACAUGUCUAGAUAACUGUCCUACAUGUUAUAAUGGAGGAAUAUGUAAUGCCGACACUGGAGAAUGUAUAUGUCCACCAGGAUUUACAGGAGAUGACUGUAAUACAGGUUGUGCACGAGGCUAUUGGGGAAAGUCAUGUGAGCGCAAAUGUUCAAUUAUUAAUACAGCUAUAGCUUGUACAGGAAGGAUGUUCUGUGUUUCUGAUCCAUAUGGAUGUUCAUGUCUUGCAUCACAUGGAGGAUUAGAUUGUCAAACAGAAG
Messenger RNA from Saccoglossus kowalevskii, 2617 nucleotides. RefSeq lists its product as uncharacterized. Gene Ontology annotation, molecular function: protein binding. NCBI's taxonomy places the organism in Eukaryota, Metazoa, Hemichordata, Enteropneusta, Harrimaniidae. The record is from RefSeq and is a predicted model, not a curated record.